CAACACUACUAUAUAACAAAUAAUUUGAGUUAAGUAUAUGAUGCUGGUUACGUAACAUGCAGAAUGUGAGGACGACACUACUUACUACCAUUAUUCUCCCUCUUUUUCUACAAGUCAUCCAAACAGAGACAAAGGUCAGCAGUUAUGAUGAUUUAAGCUGCGGUACACUGCUUGGUGAUUAUCGAUACUGUCUGGACUAUUCCAACAAAAGUCUUACCAAACCUCCUGAAGGGACCAAUGUCACAAGCAUAUUGAACUUAAGUAACAACAAGAUUAAGACGAUAGGGGAGGAGAGGUUCAAGAGUCAACGACUUCUCAUGAAACUGGAUUUAUCGCAUAAUGAUAUCAGUAACAUCGACCCUGACGCUCUAAAGCAUCUCAAAUCGUUAACAGAGAUUAAGCUUGGGAACAACCCUUAUGUUUGUGAAGCUAGCAUCUGUUCCUUUAGGAACUGGCUCUUUGGUAACAUGCACAUGGUUAAGGAUAUAAAGUCUGUAACAUGUAUUGGUCCUGUUGCUCUCAGAGGCCAGAAGAUCAUAGAGUUGGACGCGGACUCUGUUUGCAGUAAUGGGACGAUUCACCACGGCUUUGAAAUCAAUACAGGGACGGUAUUUAUGAUCUGGAUAGUAGUUCCCAUAAUGAUAACAACCCUAACUGCAUUCUACAUUGUUCUCAACGGCAACAACCGAUUCGGCCGUUCCGUGCGCAGCUGCUUUUUGAUUUGCUGCCAGCGGACAAGGCCCCCCAUCCGGGCACAGCGAUCUCCAGACAGGAACAUUAAUCAGGAUACGCCAGAUGCGGGGAGUAGUCCGGGGCGGAACAGUACUCGGAAUCAUUUCUCUGGGAGUGUGUACGGGGAGGAAAACUUAGCUCCAGUAGAAAAUGUAGAACGUGUGGAGAUGGAGGAUGUUAGACCCGGCCCAUCAAAUGCUUCCUCGGGUUCUUUUUGGUAGAUGGGAAACCAAUGGUUUUGUUUUAUAGGCACUGGAGGUAGCGAUGUUGCCUGACUUCGGGUGACCAGAUUUUUUUUUCGUUCGUUGUUCAUUGUUCUACUAUUGAACUCUGUAAGACUCAGGUGACACGUGAAGCUUGGAACAAAAGACAAUUGAUGGACCUGUUCAUUUCGUGAUAUCAGCGGUUCUAAACGCCUCUCUCGGAAGCAUCAUGUAGUUGAGCAAAUUGAUGGUAGAUUUAAUGCGCUGGUUGGUUUAAUACGUAAAUAAGAAAAGCAGUAUGAUGUAUAUUUUGAGAAUUUGCUGAUAUGUAACCUUCAUGAUAAAAAUUAUCCAUUUAAGUCUUGGAUAAAUAAUCCCUUGACCCUCUUACUAUCGUUAGUUUGUGUGGCAGCUGUACGCGUAAUCGUAUUAAUUAUAAGUAUAUGGAUCAGAUUAUAUCUUUUUUUCGUUUUUCUUUUUUCAAUUUUGUUUAAGUGUGGUGAGUCAAAUUGUUAGAGUUUACUAUACUUUUAAUUAUCAUAAAAUUGGCGACACUGGCGGAUACCUUUUUUUCCUCUUGAAACAUUACUUUAUGGUCAAAAAUGUUUGUUCACUACUGAAUAGAAGGGACACAGCUAGUGGCGAAGGCUGGUGCAUAAUUGGUGGCGAAGUUUUUGAAAGAAUUAGAAGACACCUUUUGCUGGUCGGUCCAAUUUACAGUAGAUAGUAGAUUGAGUUAGAUGACUAAGAAUAAUCCUUUUCUGUGGUUGAGUCUGCCUGAAUCGAUGGUGUUGCAGAAUGCAGACUCGGAACUAUCAGUUGUAUUUCCUGAAAAUGCGACAAAGCAACGAUGGGGUAUAACAUUAACAUGGAGGAUUAACCCUUUGUCCCCACUGGCACUAUUAAAAUUUUGUAGCUUAUUCCAAUUUCCCUUAAUAAUAAUUUUUCAGUUUGCUUUAAUGGACAGUAGUCACUUUGAUAAAAUGGGCUAUUUUUAUAUGUAUUUUUAAUGGGGAAAUUUAUACACUAAAGUUGAGUAAAUGUUAAUAAUUGUAACCAGAGAGAAUGAGAAUUGUUUCGAUCGUGUGCUGUGCCGAGAA
This is a messenger RNA of Bolinopsis microptera, 2035 nucleotides long. Its product is annotated as eukaryotic translation initiation factor 2 subunit 2-like. Bases 57 to 953 code for a protein of 298 amino acids. The record is from RefSeq and is a predicted model, not a curated record. Gene Ontology annotation, biological process: translational initiation; canonical NF-kappaB signal transduction; defense response to virus. NCBI's taxonomy places the organism in Eukaryota, Metazoa, Ctenophora, Tentaculata, Lobata, Bolinopsidae. Gene Ontology annotation, molecular function: translation initiation factor binding; translation initiation factor activity; mRNA binding. The transcript is spliced from 8 exons. Gene Ontology annotation, cellular component: eukaryotic translation initiation factor 2 complex; plasma membrane.